Molecule: messenger RNA, 1173 nt
Organism: Daucus carota subsp. sativus
Lineage: Eukaryota; Viridiplantae; Streptophyta; Magnoliopsida; Apiales; Apiaceae
Product: small ribosomal subunit protein eS4
Exons: 5
Coding region: 138-932 (264 amino acids)
Biological process (GO): translation
Cellular component (GO): cytosolic small ribosomal subunit; ribosome
Molecular function (GO): structural constituent of ribosome; RNA binding
Source: RefSeq, a predicted model, not a curated record
GCUUACAAACUGGGCCAGAAAAGUAUACAAAAACCUAGCUAGGGUUUCUCUCUCUUUCUCUCGUUCAUCUCACUCGACAACAGUGUAGCUGCUCCGCCGAGACCCACUUCCGGUCACUACCAUCUCAAUACUACAACAUGGCAAGAGGAUUGAAGAAGCAUUUGAAGAGGCUCAAUGCCCCAAAGCAUUGGAUGCUUGACAAGCUCGGUGGAGCAUUUGCCCCCAAGCCAUCAUCUGGGCCACACAAGUCAAGGGAGUGUUUGCCCUUGAUUCUUAUCCUCCGAAACAAGCUCAAGUAUGCGCUGACAUAUCGUGAGGUCCAAUCCAUUCUUAUGCAGCGACAUGUUCUUGUUGAUGGAAAGGUCAGGACAGAUAAGACCUACCCUGCUGGCUUCAUGGAUGUUGUGUCAAUCCCAAAAACCAAUGAGAAUUUCCGCCUUCUUUAUGAUACCAAGGGCCGAUUUCGCCUACAUUCAUUGAGAGAUGAAGAAUCUAAGUUUAAGCUCUGCAAAGUCCGAUCUGUGCAAUUUGGACAGAAAGGGAUUCCAUACAUUAACACCUAUGAUGGGCGAACAAUUCGAUACCCGGACCCCCUUAUCAAGGCUAAUGACACCAUCAAGCUGGAUCUGGAAUCCAACAAGAUUGCUGACUUCAUCAAGUUUGAUGUUGGUAAUGUUGUCAUGGUGACAGGUGGAAGGAACACUGGGCGUGUUGGAAUUCUCAAGAACAGGGAAAAACAUAAGGGAAGCUUUGAGACAGUUCAUAUCCAGGAUAGCCUUGGCCAUGAGUUUGCUACUCGGCUGAGUAAUGUGUUCACAAUCGGUAAAGGUUCAAAACCUUGGGUCUCUCUACCUAAGGGAAAAGGUAUUAAGCUGACCAUUAUCGAAGAGGCGCGUAAGAGACAAGCUGCCCAGGCUGCAGCCACUGUUUAGUGCAUUUCUUAAUUAACCAGGCUAGAAAGAGGACUUCUGGCUUGUGGCUUGUUUACUUUGUUUUUAAUCAUGAAAUCUAGAGUUAUAUUGGUCUUGCUUAGAUGGAACUUAAUUGUGCUUCAGUGAUAUGCCUUUAGCAGUUUAAAUUGAGUUUUUAAAUGUCCUGUAUUUUGGUUACUGACUUUGUGCGGAUUUUAAUUUCUGGCUGUUAUCUUAAGGUAAUCCUAUGAAUUUAUUAAUA